UCGUUGGAGUUUUCCUGAAAUGGUUACAACCAAUGCGGGUCAUUCGAAGCCAGGAACCUCACUGGAUGAAGUUGUGCUGACCCCAUUAAUGUCUACAGGCUCAGCAAGCAAUAUGUUGUCACUUUCUUCUUCCAAAGAUCGGACUGAUAAAUAUACCUUUACUACAGCAAAUGAGACCAGCACCGUGCCCUCUCCUUUCUAUUCACUUUUGGAGCAAUAUGAUAAGAAGGACACUUUUCCGAAUGUUAAUAUGGAGAUAUCCUUUUCCAGCGUCCCUAUUGCUCCUUUUCCAGCGACUAAAAUUGUGUCACCGCAAACAAGAGAAAACCAUGGAGACCUCAAAUUGGCAAAUCCAAAUCCUUGGUUAAAUUCCAUCACCACCACGAUGUCACCAAGCACUGGCACGUCACAUUCCCAAACAAACAGAGAUAUUACCGUGCAUGAUGCUAGUACAAGGAGCUUUGCCACUGGUAAAGAAAAUAAAUCAAAGAUGGAUAUAAACAGACAUGAUAAGACUGAGCUUCCGAUAAAGUCAUGGGGCAUGUCUACAGAUCAUAUCCUCUCGCUGUGGGAUACUUCCGGCCAAAAAAUAAACAGAGGAACUAACCAUCAGACUGCCAACUCAUCAAAGGGAACUGAAAUUGGCUUAGAACAUGUAAACAUGCUAACAGUGAUACAAAGUGAAUCAAACCUCAGGAAAGAACCACAGGCUUCCAAUGCUAAAGCAAUUAUCCAACAACAGGACAGUCAAAUCGUAUUAAGUGGAAGCGAUUCAGGCACCAGAUCAAAUGAUACCAGUGAUACUCCAUCUAAUGGACCUGGUGAUAGACUAAUUGCCCCAAUACCCCAAAGCAACCUAGUUGAAAUUGCUUUGGAGGAAAUGGAAAUGACACACACUUAUCUAGAAGGGAGAAAUGCUUGCCCCUCACCACUCAUACCAGAUCACGGGAUAUUUAAUUUCCGAGGCCUGGUUGGGCCUUCACCCUCACAAUACAAAUACUAUGUGCAGUAUUCAUGUAACUCUGGUUACACUUUGACCCACGGAGAUCAGUUCAGCUUUUGUCAACACAAUGGAGUAUGGAGCGGGCAGGUGCCCACUUGUGCUGAUGUGAAUGAAUGCAUCAUUGGACUGAAUGACUGUCAGCAGAUCUGUGUCAACACCUUUGGGUCUUACAAGUGCAACUGCCAGACAGGCUUUCUCCUUUCACAUGAUGGAAAGACAUGUGCAGAUAUUGAUGAAUGUAUCCUUCCAGUUGGAAUUGCCAGCUGUCUGUUUGGCUGCAUCAACACUGCAGGGAGUUUCAUGUGCCAUUGCCCAGAGGGAUACCAGUUGAGCACCAACAAUGGGCACUGCAAAGAUAUUGAUGAAUGUGCAGAGAAUAAUGGGAGAGGCUCUUGUGCCAUGGAAUGCCAGAACACUCCCGGUUCCUUCAGCUGUUCUUGCUCAUAUGGAUAUAAACUAGCAGGGGAUGGACACUCUUGUAUCGCAGAAUGUCCCUCUGGCUAUAGGAAAGAGAACCACAUAGAGAGACCUAACUGGCACAGAGAGAUUCAACAAUGUUUGGAUAUUAAUGAAUGCCUUGAUGGUUUCAGUGAACAUCGUCCUUGUGAAUGGAAAUGCUUGAAUCUUCCAGGCUCUUACCGUUGUAUUUGUCCUCGUGGGUACAGGCUGAAUGACGAUAAGCAUCACUGUGAAGAUGUUAAUGAGUGCAGCUAUACGAAUGGUGGCUGUUCUCACCUCUGCAUCAACACUAAUGGUGGAUACCGGUGUGAAUGUCCAGAAGGUCACUCCUUCAGUCCUUAUAGCAGGAAGACUUGUCAGGCAAUUGGAAUAUAGAGUUUUCAGUGACAUUUACAGUCACAUAGACAUCUUCCUUCAAAUCUGGAGUUCCUCGAUCCACACAGUAGCUGUGUUGAAACUGUGCUACUUUCAGGGAGUUUCAGUGUCCUUUGUAUUGAUCCUUUGUAUUGUGUAAAUGGAUACAUUAUGCAAAUCUAUUGGUUAGGGUUUUUCGAAUGAAAAUUGUUUAAUUAACAUGAUCUUUUUCACUGCAUAUGGCUUACACAUCGUAAAGAACUCUUUUGAUAACAAAUCACAACUUUGUAUGUACAAUAAAUCAG
Molecule: messenger RNA, 2121 nt
Organism: Callorhinchus milii (elephant shark)
Lineage: Eukaryota; Metazoa; Chordata; Chondrichthyes; Chimaeriformes; Callorhinchidae
Exons: 6
Coding region: 20-1837 (605 amino acids)
Molecular function (GO): calcium ion binding
Source: RefSeq, a predicted model, not a curated record